ACCAUGCUCUCAUACGCGUUUUAUCACACACACAACUUGCGGCAUAGCUUGAUUCUGACCCUUCCUGGAUUGACUCCUCGGCCUUGGCCCUCACAUGCACAUGCCGACGGGCCUCGGACUUGGGAAAGCUUCUACUGGCUCGUGACCACUGCAGCGUGCGUCGCCUAUGUCGUCCUACAUAUAACUCCUAUGUAUUGCAAGUUUUAGCCCCACUCCGCUUUUGGCUGUAGAAAAAUAAAUAUUUAACAGGCCCUGCCCCAACCCUGCGACAAAACUUUUCACCCCAGAUAAAAACUCCACCUUCAAUUAUUCUGCCUUUGCUUUAUCAUCCAGCAUGACGAUUCUAUCACGCUUGCAAGACAGUUUUGUCCCCCAUAUGCCCACCAAGGACGGCCUUCGUGACCUCCGCCAUAACCAUGGCAGUGCGGUCGCGCCGUUGAACCUGGAAAAACAGCUUGAAAAGGCAUUGACGGAGCAGCAGCAACACAACCAAGAAAACGAUUCCCUCAACAGCGACAACCUCGACAUCAGCUCGACUAACUCCGGCUCUAAGAUUCACGUCUACGAUGCCACCCACCGUAACUUGAAGAACCGACACAUCCAGCUCAUCGGGAUCGGUGCAACGAUCGGAACUGCCCUUUUUGUUGCCAUUGGGUCUGGGUUGUACAAGGGUGGCCCGCUCGGGCUCUUCCUCGCGUUUGUCGUUUGGUCCAUUCCCAUUCUCUGCAUCACGUGCUCCAUCGCGGAGAUGGUGUCGUACCUCCCAAUCUCGUCCCCCUUCAUCCGCAUGGCUGGCCGCUGUGUGGACGAGCCGUUCGAAAUCAUGGCUGGCUGGAACUUCUGGUUCUUGCAGUGCUCGCAGAUUCCGUUUGAAGUCACAGCUGUCAACAGCAUCAUCCACUUCUGGCGGGACGACUACUCUCCGGGGAUUCCGCUUGCCGUACAGGUGGCGCUCUACUUCAUAAUCAGUGUAUUUGGUGUCAAAAUCUUUGGCGAAACCGAGUUCUGGCUUGCCAUUGGUAAGGUUGUGUUGGCCGUCGGCCUCAUGAUCUUCACGUUUGUGACCAUGGUGGGGGGGAACCCGCAACACGACGCGUUCGGGUUCCGCUACUGGAGAGACCCGGGCCCGCUCAACGAGUACUUGUACCCGGGUGCCAGGGGAAGAUGGAUGGGCAUUGUUGCCUGUUUCAUCAGAGCCGCCUUCACCAUUGCGGGGCCCGAGUAUAUCAGUAUGUGUGCCGGUGAAACAGCCAACCCGAGAAAGUCUUUGCCUAGAGCCUUCAAGCAGGUGUUCUGGAGAUUGUCGCUUUUCUUCAUCGUUGGUGCCCUCUGUGUGGGUAUCUUAGUGGCACAUAACGACCCGGCGCUUGUGGAGGCGAUCAAGAUGUCCAAGCCCGGUGCUGCCUCCUCGCCAUACGUCAUUGCCAUGACCAACAUGAACAUUAAGGUCUUGCCCCACAUCGUUAACGCGCUUAUCGUCACGUCCUGCUUCUCUGCUGGUAACUCCUACACCUAUUGCUCCUCCAGAACCUUGUACGGGAUGGCGCUCGACGGCAGAGCGCCGCGCUUCUUGACCGCGGUCACCAACACCGGGGUGCCGUUGUGGUGCGUGUUGAUCUCGUUGAUCUGGGCGCUUCUCUCGUUCUUGCAGCUUGGAGAGAACGCAUCCGUGGUGCUUAACUGGAUCAUCAACCUCGUGACGGCCUCGCAGUUGAUUAACUUCUGUAUCAUGAUGGUCACCUACAUUGCCUUCUUCAAUGCCAUGAAAGCCCAGGGUAUAAACCGAGAUGAGUUGCCAUUCAAGGGCUGGUGGCAGCCGUACCAGGCCUAUGUGGGCCUCGUGUGCGCUUUCAUCAUGACCUUUGUCUCCGGGUAUGAGGUGUUUUUACCGGGCGAAUGGGACUACCAGACGUUCUUGUUCUCCUACAUCAUGGUGUUCGUGAACAUUGCCAUCUAUGUCGUUGCCAAGGUCAUCAAGGGCAUGCUGUUCAUUAAAGCCGCGGAUGCGGACUUGGUCACUGGUUUGGCCGAAAUCGAGGAGCACGAGAUGAUCUUCUACCAGAUGGAGGAGGAGCGUGCAUUGGCUCACGCCGAGUUGAGAGAGCGUUCCGGGAUCAAGGGCAAACUUGUCGACGGUUGGUUGUAUACCUCCAAGAUUUUGUUUGGGGCGUAGGUGUGUAGCUAUUUUUAGAUUUCAUUUCUUGUACGGUGUAUUAAAUUGUUUCCUUUUGAUUGAGGUAGAGCCAAAAAUUAGAACUUUCGGAGCUUUAUCUCUGCCGCCGAUUCAGCUAUACCGUGUA
Molecule: messenger RNA, 2300 nt
Organism: Babjeviella inositovora NRRL Y-12698
Lineage: Eukaryota; Fungi; Ascomycota; Pichiomycetes; Serinales
Exons: 1
Coding region: 335-2173 (612 amino acids)
Biological process (GO): amino acid transmembrane transport
Cellular component (GO): membrane
Molecular function (GO): amino acid transmembrane transporter activity
Source: RefSeq, a predicted model, not a curated record